Messenger RNA from Diaporthe amygdali, 546 nucleotides. Its product is annotated as glycosylhydrolase family 18-1. Gene Ontology annotation, molecular function: cellulose binding. Bases 1 to 546 code for a protein of 181 amino acids. Lineage: Eukaryota; Fungi; Ascomycota; Sordariomycetes; Diaporthales; Diaporthaceae. The record is from RefSeq and is a predicted model, not a curated record. Gene Ontology annotation, cellular component: extracellular region. Gene Ontology annotation, biological process: carbohydrate metabolic process. The transcript has a single exon.
AUGCUCAACAUGAAGCUCCUAACUCCUCUUUUCGGACUCUGUGCCAUCCUCUUCGGCCUCCUGGCUUCCACAGCGGCUGCCGCUCCGUUUUGGACGACCACCACUUUCACCUUCACGACCACCACGAUCACCCUGCCACAAUCUACUGCUCUAUCUACUUCUACGACGCUGACUUUCACUACUACUACGAUCACCAUGCCACGAUCUACUGCUACGUCUACGACGACCAUCACGGCCCCCGUCGCCACCGGCACCACCGUGCCUGAGUGGGGACAGUGCGGUGGUAUAGGUUACGCAGGACCGACGACCUGCGACAGCCCUUUCAUUUGCGCCUGUGUGAGCCAGUGGUGGUGUCAGUGUCAGCCCGGCGUGGCCAUGAAGUUUGGCCUGGAGGACGGCAUCCCAUCCAUUGCGCCCCUGGCGGAGACUUCUCCACCAUCCGACGCCGACUUGGUCACUUCAACGCACUGGGCCACUGAUUGGGAAAUGGAUGCUACACCAGGACCGCAGUCUUCUUGGCCUGCUACGCCGACGCAGAUCCGAUGA